UCUUUGUGUGUUUGUAUAUAUGCGUGUGAGGGUGAGAUGAGUUUUUAGCUACAUGAUUUUGGGCUUUUUUUUUUUUGAAUAUUCUGGAUCUUUGAUUGUUGAUCUUUAAUUCGUAAAUGUAUCGGCGAUUAUCGUAUUCCAGAUUGUAAAGUAUUUUUUUUUUUGAUUCGUGUUGCUGGAAGUUGAGAUGUAUUUCUAUUGAGAAUUGAAGAAAAUGUAAUGUACUAUCCAGCAAUUUGUUGAGCUGACUAACCGUGGACUAAUCUUCGAGCCAAUCCUUUUAUAUUCGUCGCCUCGAUUCUUUUUCUUUCGUGAAAUGUCUUUUAGUACAUGACAUAAGCUUAUGCGAUGAAUUUGAUCUAAAUAAUGGAAGAUUUAGGGUUUCCGGGUUUUUGUUUGCUGGUGCACGCUGAGAUUACUGAACCUGCUAGUUAUGAAUCUGAAUUCACUGUCCACGUAUUGGUAGUCGAGAUGUCAUUUUGGUUUUUCGCUCUUUUUAGAAAAGGAGAAGAAAGCAUAUACGAUGGCUGAUUGUUGCGUGAGAAUGGCAGAGAUAGAGAAGGAGAGGAAGCGAUACUGACUGUGCAUGCUGCCAAUGGCAAGUGGAAACUCGUAUAUUGAUGACUUGCGAAACAAGCCAGAGGUCAUCGACCCACCUCAAAAUAAAGACAUGCUGGAUGUUGGUGAACACGUCAGUGACACUGCUCAAAGUGCCCUUAAACCUAAUGUGACUGUCACAAGUAGCGUACGCGACCUGCUGGACUGUCCUGUUUGCUUGAAUUCAAUGUACCCUCCCAUUUAUCAGUGCUCCAAUGGCCACACACUUUGCUCUAGUUGCAAACCGAAGGUGCACAACCGUUGUCCAACUUGCAGGCAAGACCUCGGAAAUAUAAGAUGCCUUGCGCUAGAGAAAGUAGCCGCAUCACUCGAGCUUCCAUGUAAAUAUCAAAAUUUCGGGUGCAUCGGAAUUUAUCCAUACUACAGCAAGCUCAAGCACGAAUCUCAAUGCGCUUUCAGACCCUACAAUUGCCCCUAUGCGGGGUCCGAGUGCUCGGCCGUGGGAGAUAUCCCGUUUCUCGUCAACCACUUGAAAGACGAUCACAAAGUCGACAUGCACAACGGCACCACUUUCAACCACCGCUACGUCAAAUCCAAUCCGCAUGAGGUCGAGAACGCCACAUGGAUGCUUACGGUAUUUAGUUGUUUCGGGCAGUACUUCUGUCUGCACUUCGAAGCGUUUCAGCUAGGAAUGGCACCGGUGUACAUAGCGUUCUUGAGGUUCAUGGGUGACGAUAGCGAGGCGAAGAACUAUAGCUACAGCCUCGAGGUUGGAGGAAACGGGAGGAAGAUGACGUGGCAGGGAGUUCCAAGAAGCAUAAGGGAUAGCCAUAGAAAGGUCCGUGAUAGUUUCGAUGGUCUCAUCAUUCAACGCAAUAUGGCCCUCUUCUUCUCCGGUGGUGACAGGAAAGAGCUCAAGUUUAGGGUUACUGGUAGGAUUUGGAAGGAACAGUAGUAGAGUGCAUAUAUAUAUAUAUAUAUAUAUAUAUAUAUAUAUAUAUAUAUAUGAAUCUUCUUUUGAUCAUGCUAUUUGAAGUUUAGUAGGCAAAUUGAAUUCUAUUUGCUUCUCUAUGCAUCGAAUAUUAUGGUAUUAUCCACUAAGGUUUAGCAUAUGUGCUAGGUUAGUUCUAUAAUCUCUUCGACAUUUUUGCGUCAAAAUAUGUCGAUUAUAUGAAGGAAGAAAAACGUGGGUCGUUAUUGAUAGGCGUGGAUAGAUAAGCUUGUUAUAAGCUGUUAAGAUUGCAUUGAUCUAUUAUAAGUAUCUAAGUAUUUGAUUAUGUCUUUUCAUUUUUGAGUGUAAUCGUGAAGAAAAUGGUACUUUGUGAACUCGCUCGUCCGGGAAAUUUGUAACGUUGCGAAAAGGGAUUUUUAGGUAAUAUUUAUGAUACAUCUAGUGAAGUUGUUAUA
Erythranthe guttata (spotted monkey flower) is the source of this 1965-nucleotide messenger RNA. Lineage: Eukaryota; Viridiplantae; Streptophyta; Magnoliopsida; Lamiales; Phrymaceae. The record is from RefSeq and is a predicted model, not a curated record.